AGAAAUAUGAGACAAAGAUAGUAUUGUGACAUCACAAUGUCGUACCCACAGACAUCAAUAACGAAGCCCUCGCCGAAACCUCGGGGUCAUAAUAGAGGGCAUUGUGGUUAUAGUUCCUCAGAGGGUGAGGAUGAUCCGUCGGGAUAUGGGACGGGAGAUAAUAUUUAUGAAGAUGUUCGAGAUGCAUCUACCAAUACAAAACCUGAUUUAGGUUUAAAAGGUGAUGAAGACGGAGAGCAAAUGGAUACGCUGGGUAGACUUUAUAACUAUCAAAGUGGCUCGGAUGGGGAUGUAGAAACUGAUCACCCGCAAUCCCCAAAUCACCAUGGCAACAAUUACAACAAACAUUACCCACGGGAAUCUAGAAACUAUAAGGAUAAUAGGGAUUACAACAAGGACCAUGUGGAUAAUUACCCACGAGGAUCUAGAAACCAUAGGGAUAAUUACAAGGACCAUAGACCAAGGAAAACAUCUCAAACGCCAAGGUCAAGGUCGAUGACCUCUGAGAGUUCAAGGUCAUAUAGUGACUCGGAUAAUGAGGAGCCAAUCAAGAAAAGACUAAGCCAAAUGACCACGCUACCAGUAGCGCCACCUAUCCCACCAAUACCGCCACCUCCUACGGAAGAUCCGCCCGACCCUCCACCGCCGAGUCACAUUCCCCCACCCCCACAACGACGAAACUUCAAUCACUUCGGUCCAUCACAACGAGGGAACUACUGCGAGUAUGACCCAAGCAUGGAUCGGCGUAGCAACAUAUCAAUGCCCGGCUCGUAUUUUAGCGGCACAGGGACAUACCAGGAUAUAAAUAGCGGAGAUAUGGAUACGGACUUUGAGCCCCAUUAUUUAGUUCAGACUGGAUCGGGCACUGUGUAUAUUCCUAAUCCACACGCACCUCCUCCAGUGCCCCCAGAUUCAAACAGGCCGCCACCUCCAACUACUCGCCCCCCUGCCACACCGCCCCACCCAGCAGGCUUCCCCAGGACAGUCCCCAAAGCCACUAGUCUUCCUGUACAAAGGCCAGAUGUCACUGGGAACUACCCCGUCCCCCCUGGGCCCCGGGACGCCACCAGUCUGAAUAGUUUAGGGGAUGGAUAUACUCAUCCAAUACCAUCUCCCGAUAAUAGGCAGUUCCAGUUUGGAAACAUCCCCCCUGCUCCGACGACACCCCAGCCCCCUCCCCCAGGGUACGCCCCUGUGCAUCAGCAUGACUAUCAACAUUUUUCACGGUUCAGUAGUGACAGUAUCACCAUGGGGAAACUGAAACGAAGAUGCAAUUGGAAAUGUAUCGCAAUUAUAUUACUCAUUGUAUGCAUCGCUCUACUUGCCACUGUGGCAUAUUUAUCAGCUGUUGUGAUCAACAAUCAACUAAGUCUCCAAUUUGUCAAGAAAACAGUGACAGUUGUAUCAUCAAAUGAAACAAGACCCCCACCUGGUAUUACCAGUGUCUCUCUAGCGACUACCCCGGCACCAACUGAGCUAACUGUCGUCCAGUUUCCUCUCGGGCAACUCCAACAGCAGCUUGUUCCCCCGAAAGAUUUCUGGCCGACCAGAUUCUAUCUCGACCAAUCACAAUUCUUCAAGUUCAACUUUACUUUGCCAUCUAGUGGCAAAAUUGGAGUUUACGGAAGAAAGAACGUCCAGCCGACUCACACUCAGUAUGAUUUCUUUGAGACAUUUGAUGGCAGCAGAUUGAGCGCAAGUCCAAGUGGCGGUCGAGAAAAAAGAUCCAUUGAGAAAAGGGAAGUUGACUCGAGACGUAGCGAUAGUCAAAGGGAAUCUGCGUUUGUAGAGUACAUGGAGCAAGGAAUGUGGUACAUCUUUGUUUACAAUGAUGGGGAUGAGCCAGAGAAAGUUGGCUUUGUGGCAGAUAUAUAUGACAAAUAUGAUCAAAGUUGUCCCGAAGGUUGCCAUGGUAGAGGUGAUUGCAUCAGUGGACAAUGUCAUUGUUUUCCUGGACACACUGGCUGGGACUGCGCUCAGAGUGUCUGUCCAGUUCUUUGUAACGGCAACGGAAUAUUUGUUCGGGGAACUUGUCAGUGCUAUACUGGUUGGAAAGGCAAGGAAUGCAAUGUCCCUGAUUUAGAAUGUGAAGUCCCCACAUGUAAUGGAAAUGGCCGCUGUGUCCAAGGCCUUUGUGUCUGCUCCCCUGGAUACAGAGGACAAGCUUGCGAAGAAAAGCAAUGCCAAAUGACAUGUAUCCAUGGUGUAUGCGACAACCAGCGAUGUGUAUGUGAGAAUGGUUGGUCGGGGGCCCAGUGUGACCAGGUAGCCUGCGACACAAGGUGCAAAGAUCACGGGUUCUGCAACAACGGCUCCUGUACCUGCCAUGAUGGCUGGAAUGGCCGCCACUGUUCCCUCGAUGGCUGCCCGAAUGGAUGUAAUAAUAACGGUGUAUGUCAGAAGUUUGUGGAUAGCUGGCGCUGCAGUUGCAAGGAAGGGUGGAAGGGUUUCGCCUGCAACAUCGCCAUGGAGACGGAAUGCGAUGAUAACAGUGAUAAUGACGGAGAUCACAUGGUUGAUUGUUAUGACCCGGAUUGCUGUAUGGCGGCCGCCUGUAUGGACAGCACACAUUGUAGCACAUCUCCCGACCCCAUGGAGAUCCUCCUACGUAAACAGCCUCAGAGCAGCACUGCUUCUUUCUACGAUAGAAUGAAGUUUCUCAUUGAAGAUGAAAGUUUGCAGAAAUACGCUACAUUGACAUCCUUUAAUUCAAGUCAAGUGUCCGUCAUUCGUGGGAAAAUCGUUGGCGUAGAUGGGAGCCCAUUGACUGGUGUUAGGGUCUCUGCUGCUAGGCAACCACUCUAUGGCUUCACGCUAUCAAGAGAGUUGGGACUGUUUGACUUGUUGGUGAACGGGGGUGGAUCAGUCAUGCUCAAUUUCUUCCGUAACCCAUUCAAGACAAAAGUCGUCACCGUGACUGUCCCAUGGAAUCAAAUAAUCGUCAUGGAUACUGUUACCAUGACACUAGAGAAUGAAGAAGAUGUUGACCAAGCGACACUCAGUUGUCCAAUAAACCAUGAUUACGUCUUCAUGCGGCCAUUGGUUCUGUCGACAUGGCAACAUACUCAGUUAGGAGCAUGUCCCGAUAGAAGCACAAUUAUCCCUGAGUCACAGGUCCUUCAAGAGAGUCUUCCCAUUCCCGGCAGUGACCUUCACCUCAUUUACCACAGCUCACAAACACAAGGGUAUAUGUCUACAGUAAUGAUACAGCUCACCCCCGGAAAGAUCCCAGAGAAUCUUGUUACGGUGGAGCUUCGCGUGGCGGUAGAGGGGAACGUAUUCGAGAAGGUAUUUGAAGCUGACCCAGAUUUGAAGUAUCGCUUCGCUUGGGAGCGGAGGAAUGCGUACAAUCAGAAAGUAUUUGGAAUCGUCACUGCUAGAGUGUCUGUGGGUUACAAGUACAGGGAAUGCGCUAAGGUAUUCUGGGAAACCCAAACGACAACAAUGAGUGGUUAUGACAUCACUUCCUCUGACAUUGGAGGCUGGAACAUUGACGUCCACCACACGUAUAACUUUCAAGAAGGCAUUCUACACAAGGGAGAUGGUACUAACAUUUAUCUGAAAGAACAGCCUAAGGAGAUGAUCACACUAGCAGGUACUGGAAAUCAGAGAAACCCAGAAUGUGACGAUUGUGACGGGAAAGCGACAGAGCAAAAAUUACUUGCCCCAGUUGCACUUGCCAAUGGCCUUGAUGGGAGCCUUUAUGUUGGGGACUAUAACUUCAUACGGAAAAUAUCUACAAGUCGCCAGGAAAUGGCUAGUGUACUUCAACUUAGAACCUCCGAUGUUCCUUACAAAUACUACAUGAGCGUGAAUCCAUUCGACGGCAAGCUCUACAUCUCCGAUUACCAAAGCAGGCGAAUUAUACGCAUUAAAACUAUGGGUCCUGUCCGUGAUCUGGCAGACAAUUAUGAGCUCGUGGCCGGAACUGGGGUUCAGUGUGCCCCAGGGGAUACCAACAGGUGUGGCGAUGGGGGUCCAGCUACGGCAGCAUUGCUUAACUACCCCAAAGGAAUCGCAAUAAACAAGGAUGGAAUAAUCUACUUUACUGAUGGCCCGAAUAUUCGCAUGAUCAACAAAGAAGGAAUCAUCUCCACUCUGAUUGGAUCACAAUCCCAGCCAUCUGAUUGGAUACCGCUCCCCUGCGAUCGUCCUGCUGACUUUGAUGAGGUGACUUUACGGUGGCCCACAGCCCUGGCCGUCAACCCCCUAGAUGACAUGAUCCACGUCAUAGACAACAACGUCAUACUAAAGCUCACCAAAGACCGCAAGGUUGUCGUUGUUGCUGGUCGACCCGUCCACUGCCCUCAGAAGAUCAAUAAAACGAGGAGUCUCAUAACAGAUGACCAAUCAGGGCCGCAGAUUGCAAAUGACGUCAUGUUGGCAUCACCACAAAAUAUUGCGUUCAGUCCCUAUGGAGAUUUGUAUGUCGUGGAGAGUGAUUCUCAUUUUGUCAACCAGGUGCGCGUCGUAAAAACUGAUGGCACGAUUACACAUUAUGUCGGAGCUAUACCGAAAUGUGAUUGCGCUAACCCAGAAUGCAAGUGCCAUGACGACAGAGAAUCGUUAGCGUCACAAGCUUUGCUGCACUCUCCCACUUCCGUCACUGUAACCCCUGACAACGUUCUACACGUCGCCGAUAUGGGCAACCUACGAAUUCAUUCCGUGGUCACCGAGCUCCCGGGUUUGACCCCACGGGCCCAAUACGAGGUGUUGUCUAGAGAUACCCUGGAGUUGUAUAUCUUUAAUCGCUAUGGGAAACACUUGUUUACAAAGAAUGUAAUGACAGAUGACAACAUGUACAGAUUCAGGUACAAUGUUAAUAACUUUUACGGAAAACUUAUCUCCAUAUACGACGGAGGAAAUCGACAGCUACAGGUCGUCCGAGACUUCAAAGCAUUGCCAAAAGAAAUACGGUCCCCUGGUGGUCAAAAAUGUAAACUAGAACUUAACUAUAUGGCUCAACUCGAGAAGUUUGUCGAUUCUGAUAACUUCACAACAAGUUUUACUUAUAUGGCUAGUUCUGGCUUAUUAGAGACCAAACAAACAUCAACAGGUCAUACAUUCUUUUACGAGUACGAUGAAAUUGGUCGCCUAGCAGCCGUUAUCCAGCCAACUGGUGAGGUGACUUCUGUAUCAACGGAUGUAGACUCAACAGGAGCUGUGGCCCAUAUUACCACUGAUGAGAGGGAUGCGGUUGCCAUGGCAACAAAUGGGAAUAUGCUUUCUUUGCUGCACGGAAAAGCAAAAACGAAGAUUUCCUAUACACAAGAUGGAUCUCUCGUCGUUGAGUAUCCAUCGAACAUGGCAGUUACCAUAGAAACUAACAGUCACCCAGUCCUCGGCAAUGACCACCCGAUGCACAUGAAGAGAAAAGUCAUCAUGCCGGAUAAUCUCAUCCAUAGGCUAGAGUGGCGGUACUAUCUCCGUCGUGAAGGGAAAUCACGCAAGAAUAAAAUGAUUGAUAAAAUUGGUCGUCGAAUGAGGGUAGGAGACGCAAGUGUGCAUGAUGGGAAUGACCAUGCUGCAUUUAGCGGCAAGCGUUUGUUGGUGAAUGGAGCCAACCUGUUGACGUUUGAAUACGACAGGGAAGGCAGAAACGAAACUAUCUUUGACAAAGACAACAAAGAAUUGGUGACAAUCUCAUACGAUCAAACAGGACAACCAAUUUACAUCAUCUCCAAGACAACCAUACACCCUGUCAACAUCUCGUAUAAUUCUCACGGACAACUCUUGCGCUGGAACCAAGGAAAUGUGUUUGCUGAACAUGUUCAUGACAGCGAGACAGGAAAUUUGGUCGAGCGUAAGCUGUCAGGUGUCGCCACCUAUAGAUAUAUAUAUCGCCAAGGAACUAAGCCAACAGAUGUCAUUCUCCCAAGUGGUAAACAAUACCUUAUUCGCUAUGACAACCUAGGAAAUGUUAAACAAGUCAAAAUGCCAGAACUCGGGGAGCACAAGUUUGAUAGUCUCACCACAUUAAAUUACCAUCGCAUCCGUUAUACGCCUCCGGAAAGUAAGUUCCCAUAUCUGCAGGAUUACACAAGCACUGGGAAUCUUAUUCGUCAGAUUUAUCCAAGUGGACGCCGAGUCGGGUAUUACUACACACGAUAUUCGCAAUUGGAUCAGAUCGUUUAUGACCGAUCAGCCAUUAAGUAUAUUUUCGAUGGUAAUACUGGUGUACUUCGUGACGUGAAUGUCUCAAACCCGAUUAAUGGAUACAGUUGUGCACUGAAUUAUGCCCCAGGGAGUGCGCUAAUUAGACAGCACAACAUCUACUUCAAUCUGACUGAUGUACACCUGCUGGAUGCUAAAUUUGGCUACCAGUAUGAUCCUCACUUUAGAAUAACAUCCCUUGAGGCGCGAAUAGGAGAAAAGCAGUUCAGUCCUAUGAACUUCACAUACAGUCCAACUAAUGGUCGGCUUUUGAAAAUCAAAGCGUUUACGUUCUCUUAUCUUCAGCAUCAUACAAGUAUCAUCCGUGACGUAAACACUGAGAUUACCACGGAAACUAAUGGAUACAACAGAUUAAAAACAAACAUUCUAAAGUUUAAUAAUGCGAUCGUGUACAAACUGGAUGUUGUUUACGACCAACUGCAGCGGAUACAGACUUGGACCGUGCGAAUACGUCAGACGGCACAGACUGAUGUCAAACGCUACGACUGUGUCUAUAAUAUGGAUGGCAAUAUCCUCGAUGUAAAAGUCAAUCAGCAGCCAAUGUGGAAAUACACAUAUGAUGCCAACAGUAAUUUGAAAACAAUUAGCCAGUAUGGGCGAGAGAAUGAACUUGUUUUCAACAGUAGAGAUCAAAUUGAGAGUUACUCACGAAGCACAUAUAGUUUUGAUACUGAUGGUUUCAUGACACGACGUCAUGAUGAGACACUCGAACACAAUUCACUUGGUCUUCUCGUUGAGGCAUCUAAAGAGGGCGCUUACUACAUUGAGUAUUAUUACGACCCAUACGGCAGACUGACUAUUCGUGAAGAUGUAACAGGCGGAAAUAAAGUCCAGUAUUACUACGCUGAUAUUCACCAUAAAAGCCGAAUCACUCACAUCUAUAAUCACGCAACUAAGGUUGUCACGUUUUUAUACUAUGACAGCAAUGGUCAUUUAUUCGCAAUGGAGCGUGAAAACACAUACUACUACAUUGCGUCAGACCCUAUGGGCUCUCCUGUGGCUAUAUACAAUGCAGUAGGAGCCUUGAUGAAGCAAGUCGCCUAUGAUCCAUACGGGCAAAUUGUCGAGGACUCUUACCCUAAUUUUGACUUCUCAUUUGGUUACCAAGGAGGCAUAUAUGACCCAUCGACGAAACUCCUAUUGUUUAAGUCCAGAUGGUACAACCCUGUGAUUGGACGAUGGUUAGCGCCAGAUUAUAAAAAUGCUGUUCAUAAGUUGGAUCAUGCGACUGACACUCCAGAGGUGAUGAACAUGUACAUGUUCCUGAGUCCCAUUAAUCGUCAUCAUGGUGCAUACACAAUGACAGAUAUCAGUAGCUGGAUGGGGGCACUAGGGUACGAUAUUGACAGUCUUCUCCCCCAGGUUUCCUUCUCGGGGGUGAUCCGGCCUCAAUCACUUCACGAGAAAUCAACUGAAUUAAUGCCCGUCACGUCAGCUUUCAAAUGUGCUUUUAACCAUGAUAUGGAUAACUUCCUAGAUCUAUCCACCGUACCAAAGUCAAAAGUUACGUCAUUGUAUAGCGGGAUAUCUGAGAAUCUCACCCCGAUUAAUUCAAUCUUCGGAGCGGGGGUGACGCUCUCUGUAGUGAAUAAUAAAGUUAGAGUACAUUAUUUAGACACUGUUGAUCAUCAGAGUCAACAAUUAGUGGCUGUUUUACUAAACAAUACAGACUAUGUGGAUUUACAGUUCACAGUCAAUGGUAAAGAUACUCAUUAUUUCGUCAAGGCUGAUGCUGCCCAAGCCAACUUUGACAUCGAACAGUUAUCGCUAAAAGAUGGCGAUAAAAUCACUGACAGGAUGAAUGUCAGUGUUCAUAGACUCCCAAUAGGUGGAGAUACUUCCCAGAAUGCGCCUGAACAGGUAGACAUUCGUCUCCAUGGCAAUCAUAGUGUGAUAAACAUUCGUUAUGGUACGACCUUAGAGCGGGAAAAACAGAGAAUUUUACACCAUGCCAAACAUCGAGCAAUCGAGCAAGCCUGGGGCUUAGAGCGCGAUCUUUUACAAUCAGGCCUCCACACUCUUCAUCCGUGGGCUCCAAUACAAAAAGAAGAACUUUCAAGGUCUGGUAAAAUUAGAAACUAUGUAGCACAGUAUUUAAGGGAUCCAGAAAAGUAUCCUGAUUUUGCUGAUGAUCCAAGGAACUUUUUAUUUGUGCAGCAGACGUGAUUUUCAUUUUGUUAAAAACAGCUUCGCAGCAAAUGUCAUGACACACCACAACUUAAUUUCAUGACAUGGUGAAAUUCUCAAGCAAUAAUUUUGCAAUAUUGGUGCGCGUUUAGUUGAGAAGUUUAUUAUAAUAAACUGGGAGACAAACAAAUGAAUGCCAAGAAAAAAGUAUUAUGUGUAAAAAUCUCUCUAUAUGCAGUGGAAAUAAUGUUAUCAUAUAUAGUCUACAGUAUAUGGUACAUCUGUAAUAUAUGUAUUCUAUAUAUAUUGCCAUGUACCAUGUAUCUGCUCUAAAAUGCAUAGUUUGGAGUCAUAAUUUCACUAACAUGUGCAAUAUAUCCAAAUCGCCACUAGAAAUUCUCAAAAUUACAUUUUGAUAUUAAUAGCGAUCAAGUUAGCACAUAGGGUGUAAAUAUAACAUUAACAAAUAUAUUGAACUAAACAUAAUGUUUAAAUGUAAAAAUGUAAAUAAAGAAAUAUUCAAUGAUUGAGUGUUCAUGAAGACCCAAAUUGAAAUUAGGCCAAUAAAAUGAAGAUUUUUGUUUUUAUCCAAAAGUCAAAAUGCAUUUUAUUGUCCUCGUUUCUGUUUUUGACAAACCUGGGUGUUUGUCAAACAUGGAUAUGGCAACGGGGGAAAUAAAUAAGUGAAAGGUUUGUGAUUAAAGUAAAAAAGUAAAUUAAAGAAUAAAUAUGAAACAAAAUGUUAAAGAUGGAGUGCUGUCCAGGCAGGGUCAAUAAAUAUCAUACCCUCAACUUCCGCUAAAUGAGUUUCAUAUGAAGUAAAAUAAUGUGAGUGAUAGUUUAUAGUUAAAUUCAUUGUCCUCAAUUUAAUACCACAUGCAAACCAUUUACAUGCACAAAUUUCCAUCCUCCUAAGCAGGUGUACAGAAUCCGUACCUCCUUCUUCCCCCCUGCUAUAACCACUUUGGAAGGUCCGAUUAA
Messenger RNA from Owenia fusiformis, 9282 nucleotides. The record is from the annotation of a GenBank genome assembly. Lineage: Eukaryota; Metazoa; Annelida; Polychaeta; Sabellida; Oweniidae.